CAUCGGCUUCCGGCCGCCGGCAUCCGGCUCUCACUUGCAGCCUUUUCUCUGCCGUCGCCACCGUUGCUGCUGCCGUCGUAUCCGCCGCCGCCAUGGGCAUCCUGGAGAAGAUCUCGGAGAUUGAGAAGGAGAUCGCUCGGACCCAGAAGAACAAGGCUACCGAGUACCAUCUUGGAUUGCUGAAAGCAAAACUUGCCAAGUACAGAGCACAGCUCUUGGAACCCUCCAAAUCUGCCUCCACCAAAGGAGAAGGUUUUGAUGUGAUGAAAUCUGGAGAUGCCCGAGUGGCUCUAAUUGGCUUUCCUUCUGUGGGUAAGUCUACCUUCCUGAGCUUAAUGACAUCCACGGCCAGUGAAGCUGCGUCCUAUGAAUUCACUACUCUGACUUGUAUCCCUGGAGUCAUUGAAUACAAAGGAGCCAAUAUUCAGCUAUUAGAUCUUCCUGGAAUCAUUGAAGGUGCUGCACAAGGGAAAGGCAGAGGCCGACAGGUGAUUGCUGUGGCUAGGACAGCCGAUGUUGUCAUCAUGAUGCUGGAUGCCACCAAAGGAGAAGUACAGAGGUCCCUGUUGGAAAAGGAAUUGGAAUCUGUGGGCAUUCGGCUCAACAAGCACAGACCCAAUAUCUACUUCAAGCCAAAGAAAGGUGGUGGAAUCUCCUUCAAUUCAACAGUCACAUUGAGCCAGUGCUCUGAAAAGCUAGUGCAGCUCAUUCUACAUGAGUACAAAAUCUUCAAUGCUGAAGUUCUCUUCCGAGAAGACUGUUCACCCGAUGAGUUUAUUGAUGUGAUUGUUGGCAACCGAGUGUACAUGCCCUGCUUGUAUGUUUAUAAUAAAAUUGAUCAGAUCUCAAUGGAGGAAGUUGAUCGUCUGGCACGAAAGCCCAACAGUGUUGUCAUUAGCUGUGGGAUGAAGCUCAACCUGGACUUCUUGCUGGAGAUGCUUUGGGAAUACUUGGCCUUGACGUGUAUCUAUACCAAAAAAAGAGGACAAAGACCAGACUUUACUGAUGCCAUUAUUCUUCGGAAAGGAGCUUCUGUAGAGCAUGUGUGCCACCGGAUUCACCGAACACUUGCUAGCCAGUUUAAAUAUGCUUUAGUGUGGGGAACCAGCACCAAAUACAGUCCUCAGAGAGUGGGAUUGACACAUACAAUGGAGCAUGAGGAUGUUAUCCAGAUAGUCAAGAAGUAACCUCUCCUGCUGCUAAUCAUCAGUGCCUGACCCCCCUCCCUCCCCAAAAUCCCCAGAGUGGCGUCUGAUUGACUGUUAUCUGCAAGCCAAAAAGGAAAAAGGGAGGGGGUGUGGGGAAGGUUGGGGAGGGAGGGAGCGUGCCCAAGAAGGAAAACCUAGAAAAAUCCGUCACAUAUGUAUGCUUCCAUGAAGCUUGUUCAGUAGGAGGAGGAGGAAAGACUGAAAAGGAGCCUGUGGGGGCCAAAGGGAUUUGCACAUUAUGGACAUUUUGCUCGUGUGGGAGUGGUGAGCCUAAACUAGGAGAUCUGGAACCUGUAACCAGAAAUCAGAAUUGACUCUUUCCCUUCCCCCUAUUCCCAACUCUGUUUAGGACCCCACUGGCUGUAUGGAGCUGUGCAUACCAAGCAGCUCCCACUUGGAGGGGAGAAGGGAGCCCUGAGAGUUGGAUUGGAAUCUGUGUUCUCUUUGUAUUGGAAUUCAUGUUUGUCUGUCAUGGAUGAGAAUGGUUAGAGUCUUAGUAUGGUGUGCUAAGGCUUUCCCCUCUGCCAUCCCUUCAGUGAAGCUCCUCGUCUCUUAGCGGACGCAAUUCUUGGCUCUCUGUGUUAUGCCACGUUGGUACCUGGAGCAAAUUUCCACCCUUUGAGCCUUUCCCCAUACUUUUAUGAGCCCUCUUUUAUUGUACCAGGCUUCCUGAAAGGCCCCCAGACCACCCUGUGACUGGAGGCCUGAAGAGCAGAAAGCAUGCCCACCCAGUGGCAAAUGAACAAAUAAAGACUCUUCCUCUGUUUCCCUUUUUAGGUCCUUUGGCCUUGUUCUUUCUCUUUCUCUUACUGCAGUCAGUGUGUAUACAGUUCAGGUUCUAUUUACAUGGCUCUUUCCAUAUUUCUUCAAACUGUUCAUACUUAUUUUUCACAUGUGUCAGAUUUUUCAAACAGCCAAGGUCAAGAAAAGAAUCUGUUCUCUAGCUUACUGUCUUCAUAGCAGGCUUUUUAUCCCAAUAGGGUCUCCAGGGUCCAGUAGGGGAAUCAUAAACUACCAACAGAGAGCUCCCACCAGUACUUCUGAAUUUUCUGAAUGUUUGAUGGCUGAGAGUUCCUGCUGCCUCUUCCUUCCUUUCCCUCCCUGCUGGGGAGACAGGAUGGGGUCUGUGGGGUUCUGGAGAGGUCUCUGGUUCCUCACCUAGCACAACCACUAAAUUGCAAAUUUUUUUGUCCAGUGACCACACAUUUAUUGGAUUUGAGGGUAUUUUGUUUGUUUUUCUUUUUGAAUUAAACACUAAAAUGAAAAGCUGAUUUCUUUUCCAACUAAGAAUAAAAGUAAAUAUUCUGCAUGCAAAACAAA
Messenger RNA from Antechinus flavipes (yellow-footed antechinus), 2528 nucleotides. RefSeq names its product developmentally regulated GTP binding protein 2 (gene DRG2). Gene Ontology annotation, cellular component: cytoplasm. The record is from RefSeq and is a predicted model, not a curated record. The coding region runs from base 93 to 1187 and encodes 364 amino acids. Gene Ontology annotation, biological process: cytoplasmic translation. Gene Ontology annotation, molecular function: GTPase activity; GTP binding. The transcript has 13 exons. NCBI's taxonomy places the organism in Eukaryota, Metazoa, Chordata, Mammalia, Dasyuromorphia, Dasyuridae.